Molecule: messenger RNA, 1485 nt
Organism: Endocarpon pusillum Z07020
Lineage: Eukaryota; Fungi; Ascomycota; Eurotiomycetes; Verrucariales; Verrucariaceae
Exons: 3
Coding region: 1-1485 (494 amino acids)
Biological process (GO): positive regulation of transcription elongation by RNA polymerase II; transcription elongation by RNA polymerase II
Cellular component (GO): nucleus; Cdc73/Paf1 complex
Molecular function (GO): RNA polymerase II C-terminal domain phosphoserine binding
Source: RefSeq, a predicted model, not a curated record
AUGGCUUCGGAUAGAACUCAGAGCUCCGGUGGUUUCUCAAGAGAACAAAGCUCAGACACCAAUGAAGCGCAGUACAGGAUCAACGGAGAAGCCGCUUCUCACACCAAAGAAGGCUCGAGACGAGAUACAAAUGGGGAUGUCAGAAGCGAAGAUGGGGAUGCAGACCUGUUUGGUGAUGACGAUGACGGCGAUGCACAUAGUAAACCUGGUGACCGGAAACUUGAUGAUACAGAAUUGGACUCCGGAGAUGAUGAGGGCCGUCGAGACAGAAUCGCGGAUACCAUCGAAGACGAGGACGACGAGCAGGAGGCUGUGGUGGAUCAAGUGGUUCGAAUCUAUCCUUCUGAUCUUGGGCGUAUGGCCGAACCUGAACCCGGCAAUGGUGACCUCUAUGUUUUGAAUCUUCCGCCAUUUUUAGGUCUGAGGCCAGAGAAUUACGACCCGGACACGUACGAGGUACCAACAACACAUCAUGGAGCAGCUCAACCUCCUGCAGACAAAUUCUCUCCCUUCUCUGUGGCAUCAACCACAGCGUUCUGGCGACACGAUCCUCGGGACCUAUCAAAGCUACAAUCCAACACGCGCCUCAUCCAGUGGGAAGAUGGUUCAAUGACACUACAAAUUGCUUCGCAACCACGAGAUCACUACCGGGUGUCCACGACUGCACUACGACAAGACUUUGGAAAUGGUAAGAACAAGAAGCUGGGCGAAUCACAAGACUAUAAUCCGGACAAGGACUCGCAACACUACCUAUCCACACCUCACGCCAAAGCUGAAGUUCUUCGCAUCAUCCACCCUUUCACUGCAGCCAUGAAGAUAUUCCCCUCUGGCGAGCAGGCGGACGAGGCAGUGCUUGCCCUACAAAAGUCCUUAGCUGCAGCAGAGGCAGUUCACGACCCCUUCGCCGCAAUUCGAAACGUGAAAGAAGAUCCCGAAUUGGCUAAGACACGAGCCGAGCUAGCAGAAAAAGACAAAUUACGUGCCGAGCGCAAACGGGAAGCCCAGAUCGAGCGCGAAACUGGUCGCAAGGACAAGGUCCUAGGUCGACGCGGGGUCGGCAGAGGAAGCGUUGGUUUAACUGUUGGUGGUCUCGAGGAUGAGGAUGGGAUGCCUACUGCGAAGGCUAGGAAGCCUGCUAGGAAGGGUGGCAACCGACGAGGCGACAUUUAUAGCGAUGACGAAGAUGACGGCUACCCGAGAGGCAGAACGAGAGAAGAUGAGUAUGAUCAAGAUGACGGGUUUCUGGCGGCCAGCGACGAAGAACCUGAGAUCUUCGAUGACGAGGAUGAUGCAAAAGAGACUGAUCUGGAUGAGGAUGACCUGGAGAUUGAGGGCAGACAGACUGUCUUGCAAUCCAAGUCGAGGAGUGAUAGACAGGGGACGCCGAAGAGGUCUCAAGAAGAGAUAGAAGAGGAUGCGGCGGUAGUAGGGAGCCCACAUGCGAGGAAAAAGCGGAGGGUCAUUGACGACGAUGAGGAUGAAUAG